AUUAAUUUAAGGAUGUCAAUGAGUGAACAGAGUAAAACAGAAAAUCGGAUAUUUGUGACUGGAUAUUCAACAAAAGAUAAAAAUGAAGAUGAUAUCAAAGGUCUUUUUUCUAAAUAUGGAGAAAUAAUUGAAUUCUCUUGGAAGGGUCGUUUUUGUUUUAUAGUAAUUAAGCGUCUAUUUUAUUAGGCUUAUUCAAAAGCUGAAGAAGCUACAGAAGCAGUGAAUGAAAUGAACUAAAAAGAUUAAGAUGGCAAUACUUUUGUUGUAGAGAUAGCCAGAGCCAAAAAAAAAGAUGGUGAAUGCUAUAAAUGUGGGAAAAUAGGCCAUUUGUAAAUAUUUGAUGAAAAUUAAUUAGUGCUCGAAAUUGUAGAUAAAAAGGAAGAUCAUCAAGCUCAAGCUCAAGGUAAAUUUAGUUAUAUCUAGACAUCAUAAAAGAAAGGUAAAAAGACGUAGAAGAAGAAGUCCAUCCAGUUCAUCAAGUUCUUCUUCAUCUUCAUCUUCUAGAGAUAGAAAGAAGAAAUAAAAAAAACCAAAAAAAGGAAAAGAAUCCUCAUCAUCAAGUGAUUGAUUUAAAAAGAAUUUGGAUAUAUA
Molecule: messenger RNA, 591 nt
Organism: Paramecium sonneborni
Lineage: Eukaryota; Ciliophora; Oligohymenophorea; Peniculida; Parameciidae
Source: the annotation of a GenBank genome assembly